GGUAAGUCGGUUUAAUUUGAACGGGGAGUAGUAUUUAUACGGUUAAACCAGACCCAUUUCUCAUUCUCUCUAAGCAUUUUUUUUUGAGGGAAAAAUAAUUCUAAUCAUUUCUUUAAAAACUUGGUUUAAUGGCGAUUACGAAACGCGAACAUCCAUUGACAACAAAAGAAGAAGAAGAAGAAGAAUACCAUGCAAAGAGACUCAAGAACAACGUAACAUCAAACGGUUCAGAUCAAUCUCCAUGUCUUCGUGUUGUUCUUAAUCCCGCAGACUGUGAUUUGGCUUUCAAUAUUGAAGCUGAUGGGAUCACAGGACACGCACUUUAUGAGAAAGGAUUUGCUUAUUGCUGGUCCGGUUCACGGGCAAACAUCGGAAUCACUGGAGGGAAAUACUGUUUUGGAUGCAAAAUCGUUUCUGAUCAGCCUGUGGAAAUGAAAGGCACUCCUCUUCCCCAGCAGCAUGUUUGCCGUGUUGGCAUUUCAACAAGUGAUGAUCCUGUAGGCAACCUCGGUGAAACUAAAGGUAGUUUUGGGUACGGUGGAACUGGGAAAUUCUCUACCGAUAGCAAAUUUGUAGAUUAUGGUGAAAAGUUUGGCAUUGGUGAUACAAUCCUCUGCUUAGUGGAUCUUGAAAGUAAACCUCUUGCUUCAUUGGAGUUCUCCAAAAAUGGGAAACGGUUAGGUAUCGCAAAGCAUUUUGAUGCAGGCACCAAAGGUCUUGGAUUAGCCCUCUUUCCUCAUGUUUUGCUUAAAAAUACUGGUGUUAUGAUGCAAUUUAGCAUUGAGGAUGGACUAGCUCCUGAAGAAGGGUACAGGCCAUGGGCCUCGGCUGUGACGGAUGGAAAAGCAAUAAUUGGACCUGCCUUUUCUGACCCACAGGAUUGUGAGGUGAUAAUGAUGGUGGGAUUACCAGCUUCCGGAAAGACUACUUGGGCUGAAAAAUGGGUAAAAGAACAUCCAGAAAAACGCUACAUUUUGCUUGGAACAAACCUUGCCCUUGAUCAGAUGAAGGUUCCAGGUUUAUUGCGGAAGUUCAACUAUGGUGAACGUUUUGAUCGUUUAAUGGACCAAGCAACUGGAAUUUUUAACACUCUGUUAUCAAGGGCUUCCAAGGUAUCUAGGAAUUACAUCUUUGAUCAGACUAAUGUUUACAAGAGUGCUCGAAAGAGGAAAUUGAAGCCAUUUGCAUUCUUUAACAAGAUUGCUGUUGUGGUCUUCCCAAGGCAAGAGGAGCUAAAGGUACGCGGUGAGAAAAGAUUUAAAGAAAUGGGAAAGGAAGUACCUUUAGAAGCAGUUAAUGAUAUGUUAGCUAAUUUUGUUCUGCCCAUGAGCAAGGACAUGCUUGGAACAGAUGAGUACUUUGAUCAGGUCAUCUUUACAGACCUCGGUAGGGAUGAGGCGCAGCAGCACCUAGUUGAGAUGAAGCAUGCCCUCUUAUUGUCAUCUAACGUGAACCCUAAGAGUGAUCAUUCACCAUAUCCCCGUGAAAGUUCUGUUAACUCAGAUUCUAGGUUGUCAGCUGGCCCUGGAUAUCUUCGUUCAGGAUAUUCAACCCCCUCGGCAGGACUCCAAACAGAUUUGGGGCCGUGGAUCUCUUGGAUUGAUCGUCCUGAACCUGGCUUGCAGACAAGUCCUGCCAACGUGAAUAGAGGAUGUUCAGAGGUGUCAAUGCAGCCAUUUUCCUUCAAUGUAAAUACCAGAUAUGAAAGCCCUGGGUUUUCUGGCAGAUCAGAACCAUCAGCUGGGUCCUACGGCCCCUAUCAAGGGAGUUUGAAUGUAAUGCCUUCCAGGGAUAGUUUUCCUGUAACGAACUCAAGUUACUGCAAUCGUGGUCUCAGGGAAGAUGGAGGUUACCCUAGAACAUACUCAAGUUAUAGCAAUCCUGGUCUCGGGGAUACUGGAGGUGGUUAUGCCAGAACAUACUCAAGCUAUAGCGAUCCUGGUCCUAGCAAUGGUUUCUUUCAGAAUGGCCGCUAUAUUUUUGAUCCUCCUUAUGUUUCGCCUUAUGGAAUUCUAUAUUCAGGGCCUGGGGAAAGCUACCCUGCUGAUGUACAUCAUACUGGAACUGCACCUUACAACCCUCCCAUACAUUACUAACUGCUCAUGCUGGAUCUCUGGAAUCGAGACAGUGCGUAAUUUGUUAAUAUGGAGACUGAUAAACUGUUUUGGUGUAAAAAAUUUCUGUGAAUAUUUCUUUUUAACUCUUGCUUAGGUACUUCUAAUAAUUGUAAAAGUUCAAAUCAGUGUUGAUUAAUCCAAUAUUUCAAAACUCUAUACAAAUAGAAACUGCAGUCUGAAGAUGGUACAACUGGUUAUACCUUUCAGAGUA
Molecule: messenger RNA, 2328 nt
Organism: Spinacia oleracea (spinach)
Lineage: Eukaryota; Viridiplantae; Streptophyta; Magnoliopsida; Caryophyllales; Amaranthaceae
Exons: 10
Coding region: 129-2096 (655 amino acids)
Biological process (GO): alternative mRNA splicing, via spliceosome
Cellular component (GO): nucleus
Molecular function (GO): protein binding; RNA binding
Source: RefSeq, a predicted model, not a curated record